Peniophora sp. CBMAI 1063 is the source of this 735-nucleotide messenger RNA. NCBI's taxonomy places the organism in Eukaryota, Fungi, Basidiomycota, Agaricomycetes, Russulales, Peniophoraceae. The record is from the annotation of a GenBank genome assembly.
AUGUCUUUCUUCGUCAAUCGCGCUACACUCGGGCUUGCUCUCAUCUCUCAAAAGAUCUUGCACUAUGCCCUUGAGGUGACCAUGAACGGGCAUGUGUACAACCACGAGCACGCCAAUGACCGUAUCAAUUUCCGUAACAUUAUUGUCAAGUUGCAUGCCUUGCUGCGUGCAUACGAGGCCGUUGGUGGCAAUUUAUCCCACGACCGUACCCUCGAGCGCACCAUCCGUGGCUUUGUCGCUUUCACUGAAGGCUUUAUUGCCCAGCACACCGAGAUUGUGGCGCCCUUUCACCCUCAAAUUCUCUACUUCAAGCCUGAAAUGUGUGGCGAGAUCGAGACCUUCCUGUACCGCCAGGACGAACAUGCCGAUGAGGAUCGCUACCCGCAGACGCAGGCUGCUAUGCAAUCCGUGAUGAACUUCUUCGUCUGGCGCACUGACACCGAGAGCGCCAAAUACAUGUCGUGGCUGUGGGACGAGGUUCGCCAGAAUAGCGGCGCAAUUCAGGAGUCGAACGACACAGUCUCGUUCCUGUACCGUCCUGCAGCGAUGGGCGAGAUUAUGAGUCCGGCAAGCUGCAUCGAGAUCUCGCGUGCUGAGUUUGAGGCGAAUGUACAGGAGGCUGAUCUUUGGCAUGAGCAGUCGGUUCCAGGUCUUCGCUUUGGUGGGUCUGUGUACGAAGACGAUUGUGUGGUAGGAUCAUCACAGCAGGCAACUGUCGGGUCGAUGGAGUCGUAG